AUGUCUGCCGUUAAUGAUAGUGCCGUCAAGGUCAUUGUAAAAGUACCAGUUAGUCAUCACAAGAAAGCUAAUAAGAAGAAAAAUCCGCAUUUUGAUGAAUUGACCUUUCAAUUCUCUAAGGACACUAAUAUCCAAACUGUUUUGGAUGUUCUUGGAUAUGCACCAACUACUAAAUAUUUCACCAAUUAUGUUUUAAAAUCUGGUUCUACUGUGUUGAAUAAUUCAGAAUCAAUUAGAGAUUUAGUUGCUAACAACUCAAACUUGAACCUGUCCAUUGAAAUCAAGCCUUAUAACACAAGAGAAGCAUUAAAGCAUGUGUUAACUUUACGUGAUUUCAUUGGUUUUGCUUCCGAAACUGAAGAUGGUAUUUCACAAUACUCUAUCUCAACAGGCUCAAAAUUCUCUUCUAUUCCAUUCAACGAAGUUCCAGAGAAGAAAGAAGAUGUUGAAGAAGUCAUUAGAGAAGGUGAACAAGAAAGAAAAAAUGUUAUGUACGUUUCUGAUGAAGAAAAGAAAAACUUCGAAAAGGUUGUUAAUGAAAUUUUUGAAGUCACCAAAAAUUCAACUCUUGCUAAGAGUUAUUCUUCUGAAAAUAGCCUUGUGACGCCAUGUGUGAAUUCUUUGAAUUUAUCAGCUUACAACCCAGUUCCAGCUUUCUAUAAAUCAAAAGGACAUUUGUUGUAUUUACAAAUUGUUACCAUUGAAGGUGAAUCCAUGCAUAUCACCGCCACUCCAUCUGGUUUCUAUGUUAACAAAUCUAAUUCUAGUAAAUUUGACCCAUCAAUUAAAUUAGGCGAUAAUGAAAAUGCCAAGUCUCAUGUUUAUUACAACUUAUUUGACUUAUUAGCUUCCAACUCUAAAUUGUUUAUCAAUCAUGUCGAAUCUCUAGAAAAGAAGUUAGAAAAACACCAAUCUAUCGAAUAUAUUAGACCCUUGACUACUUUCUUAAAUAAACCAUGGUUAAUUCCAAAUAUACCAACUAACUCGCCAGACUUCAGUCGUUUACAAAUGGAUUCUAUCAACUAUGAAUCAGAAAGAAACUUUAAUGAUGAAUUUCAAGCAGUUCAAGAGUUACCAACUUCUACUAUUCAAGAUACAAUUCAAGCAGAAAAAUUAUUAAGUAGAAUAUCUCAUGAAUUCACUGUGGCAGCUACUAAAGGUGCGAUGUCGAUCUUUAACGAUGAUAUGAUCCCAUUGAACCCAGACGAAGUUACUUACCCAAUCUAUCUAAAAGAUAAUAUUUUCUAUUCUUUCAUCAACGAAGAAUCAGGUCCAUUUGGUGACAAAGGUGGCUAUGAUGCUGCCAUUGCGAUUUCUAACCAAGAUUUAAAUAUCUUGAGAUUAUUAAAAAACUUACGUUUGAAGGAUGUCUCUUUUGUUUUAACAACCAUUGUUGAUUUUGGUGGUAAAAGACUUUUAGCUCAAGCUCCUGUCCCAGGUGUGUUAUCAAACAUGGGCACUGAAUUUUCUAAAGAUCCAACCACUAAUGAAGAAAUUGUUAAGGAAAAGAAAAGCGAAGUUGUUGUUAAAUAUGGUUUCGAUGAAGAAUCAGGUAAAGUUAUUGGAAAUGAAACAUUUGAUAAGAUAGUCCGUACUGAAAUUUCAAACAUAUUACAUUUAAAGUCCCAUAAAAUCAAUGAUGCAGAAAUUUCAUUGUCUUCUCAAUCUAAGGGUAUUGUAGGUUCAGAUAAAAGAAACUAUAUUUUGGAUUUGGCUAACACUAAUCCAGUUGAUGUCAAUUUUAUCAAGGAACAUUAUGACAAUGUUGAAGAAUCUAAACGUUAUCCACAUAGACAAGCGCUCUUACGUGCCGAAUUGGUUGAUAACUGGUGGAAUAAUAAGGUUGAAAAAGAGAAGGUUGAUUUAAAAAAGGCAUAUGAAGAAAAUAUGUUCAGUUACAACCCUGAUGCUUAUCAGAUGGAGGGAGUUGAAGAUCCAACUGUGUUAGAAAUGUCUGAAUACUUGAGUAAAGAAGUUAUUCCAAAUGUAGUUAACGAAUAUUGUAAUGGUAACACUAGUAUUCCAUACAAUGGUGAACAUUUGACGGAUACCUUACAUAAGAAUGGUAUUAAUGUUCGUUAUUUAGGUAAAAUCGCUGAAUUAUCUAAAAGUAUCUUAAAAAAGCAAAAGUCUGAACAUGCCAAAAGAUUAGAGGAAAUUGCAAUCAGUAAUGAAGAUUAUGAAAAUUGGGAAGCUGAAUACUUAAAGAAAAUUGAAAAGAUUAUUAUGGAAAGACAAGAAAAGAUUAACAAAUACGUCUCUGAAGGUAAAGAAGUUCCAAAAGAAUUAACUGAAACACCGCAAUUAAAUGAGGAUGAGAUUAGAAAGCCGACUAAUGAAACACCAAGUGUUAUCAACACUGAUGAACUAAUCCCGUUAAUUAAGAUAGCCGAAUUAGAAAUCUUCUCUCGUUCAGCCAAACAUGUUAUCAGAAAAUACAGCAGAGAAUUACCUAUUGUUGUCGUUCCAAUAUUCAUUUCUUAUGUUUUAAACUUACUAUUUGGUAAUGAGUAUAAUGAGAAUACUCAACCAGAAGAUCUAUUCGAUGUAUAUCCAGUUUCUUCUUACAAGUUUAGUACUAUUACUCGUUCAACCUUAUUAAAGGAAAUUUCUGAACAAGCGUUCUUACGUUUCCGUUAUGAAUUAGAUUUGAACUUUAUUGAAAACUUCAACGAUACUCCUUACGUUGUUAUUAGAGCUAUUGCAGUUAAAGUCGGUAUUCAAUUGUUAAACAAAGAAUAUUUCUUUAAUAAAGAUCAAUAUGAAGAAUUUAAAUUAUCUCAGGACAAGAAGAUUAGAAAUAAAUUAGUGGCUCCCCUUAAUACAUUUUCUACAUCUGAUUUCGCUUUAAUUCCAAUUGUCAAAGGGUUAGAUUACUCAUCCGUCUUAAGUAAUGAGAGAUGGUCAGAAGGUUCUUUAUUAUUGAAAGAAGAUCAAAACGCUGCUUUGACUUUGUUAGCACAAUCCAUUGCUAUUGUGGAAGACGUCAACAGUGUCUUACAUCCACAAGUUGCAGAAAAAUACUUGACUUUGUCUACUAUUUAUAGUAAAUUAGGUUUGACUCCAGAAGCUGUUGUCUUCUGUCGUAAAGCCUGUUCUAUCUAUGAAAGAGUAUGUGGUAUUGAUUCUUUUGAAAUGUUAAGAGCUUUAUCCAAUUUAGCUUUAUUAGAAUUUGCCAAUGAAUGCCCAUACAAUGCUGCUCUAGUAUUUAAGAGAAUAAUUGAAACAACUGAAUCAGUUGGUUUAACAGAAGCUAUUCACCAUCCAAUAGCCAUUGAUGCAUUCAGUCAAUUAGAACAAAUGGCUUUGGGUAUUGAGAAUACAAAGCUAACUAUCGAAAUUUGUAAAGUUCUAAGAACUUUGAUGGUUUCUUUAGAAGGUAACGAAACUUUGGCUUAUGCCACUUUAGAGUCACGUUUGAGUAAUUUAUAUGCUUCUAUUAGUGAUUUCCAAAAUGCGCUAGAACAUAUUUCAAAGGCUCCAAGAAUAUUCUCCAAGGAAUUAGGUACUAACCAUCAAAUUACAGCUCAAUCAAGACAAUGGGUUGGUGGUUUAACAAACUUGCUCAAUGAAGUCAGAAAUAAGAAGAAGUUAUCUGCUGAACAAGCUGCUGUAAACGGUACUCCAAAAAAAUCUUCUAAAAGUGGUAAGAAAGAUCAAGGCCAAAACCCUGAGUUAGCUAAUAAAUCAGUUGAUGAGUUAUUAGAUUUCAUUGAAGGUGAAACCUCAACAAAGAAAUCUAAAGGUAAAUCUAAGAAGACAGCUGGUAAAAAGUAA
Messenger RNA from Tetrapisispora phaffii CBS 4417, 3777 nucleotides. RefSeq names its product translation initiation factor 3 subunit CLU1 (gene CLU1). The record is from RefSeq and is a predicted model, not a curated record. The transcript has a single exon. NCBI's taxonomy places the organism in Eukaryota, Fungi, Ascomycota, Saccharomycetes, Saccharomycetales, Saccharomycetaceae. Gene Ontology annotation, biological process: intracellular distribution of mitochondria. Gene Ontology annotation, molecular function: mRNA binding; protein binding. The coding region runs from base 1 to 3777 and encodes 1258 amino acids. Gene Ontology annotation, cellular component: cytoplasm.